UUCUUGGAGAAAUUCGAAAAUAACACAAAUAUCGAGGAGGAUCAUUCAUUUGUGGCACGGAACAAACGCCGGAAGGAGGAGGAGGAGGAGAGACGGAGAAGAGGGCGAUCGGAGCAGCACUUGUUCUUUGCUUGCUGAUGUUGUCGCCAUAUCGAUCGGGGUUCCUCCUUCAAGUUUGUGGUGCAUAUGGCACGUAUAUAUCAGAAUGAGGCUGGCCCUUCAACAAAUAUAUUAAGCAGUUACGAGAAUGACACUAAGGAUGAUAGGACGAUUGCACUCAUUCUCUCAGAAGAAUACGCCAACUUAGACAAUGCCAUUGCUAGACGCCUUUCCAAUUUGUCUUCAGUGCCUCACGUACCACGAGUAAACUCAUUCUUCCCAAGCUUUAGUGAUGCCAGUCUAGAUCACCAACGACUUUUUCAGAGAUUAAAUGCUUAUGGCCUAUAUGAAGUUAAGGUCUCCGGGGAUGGCAAUUGUCAGUUUCGUGCACUCUCAGAUCAGCUAUACAGGUCUGCAGAAUAUCACAAGCAUGUUCGUAAAGAGAUAGUGAAGCAGCUUAAGGAGUUCCGCUCAUACUAUGAAGGAUAUGUACCCAUGAAGUACAAGCGUUAUUAUAAGAAAAUGGCCAAAUUCGGUGAAUGGGGAGAUCAUGUUACCUUACAAGCUGCAGCUGAUAAGUUUCAAGCAAAAAUAUGCCUUCUAACUUCAUUUAGAGAUACAUCUUUUAUUGAGAUCAUGCCACAAAAUCAGGCACCUCAAAGAGAGCUAUGGCUGAGUUUCUGGUCCGAGGUGCACUAUAAUUCCAUCUACGAACUACGAGAUCUUCGUAUGCAACCCAAGCCUAGAAAGAAGUAUUGGCUAUUCUAAUGUCUUCUUAUAUGUUGGGAAUGACAGAGAACCAUUUGGAUGGCUAUGUACAUUAAAAAAAAACAUCACUGAUUUUGAUUUUUCAUAUAAUUUGCUUCUCGUUUUAUUAUUUAUGCACAGAUUGCAUUUUUUACUUGUACUAUGACACUGGUACUGUUAAUGCCAUUCUUUGUAUUCUUUAUAACUAUCGA
Molecule: messenger RNA, 1058 nt
Organism: Zingiber officinale
Lineage: Eukaryota; Viridiplantae; Streptophyta; Magnoliopsida; Zingiberales; Zingiberaceae
Product: OVARIAN TUMOR DOMAIN-containing deubiquitinating enzyme 12-like
Exons: 10
Coding region: 187-867 (226 amino acids)
Biological process (GO): protein deubiquitination
Molecular function (GO): cysteine-type deubiquitinase activity
Source: RefSeq, a predicted model, not a curated record